GAGUAAUGUAUUAUGGCUUUCUUCUUACCACUUCCCCACUGAAGAAACUGAGAAGCAGUACGAUGUGUUCGUUAAUUUUGAGGUGAAGAUUGUCCGGGAUGUAUUUCUCAGUCACCUCAUAAAGCUUUGACGUCAAAAUGAAAUAGUUGCUUUUUGUGGAUGAAAAACUUGACAGGGGGUGAAAAGACAUCUCUUCAUCUCUUGGGCAAUAAUUUGAUAAUCAUAUUCUCAGUGGUCCAUUUUCUCGAAAAUUAUGCAUAUUCUCCCUGGUGUUUGGAUGAGCUUGUGAAGAUACUUGAGUGCAACAAAACAAUGGAGCAGAUGGUCUUACCAGUUUUUUACCGAGUAAAUCCAAGCCAUGUUCAAAAUCUGACAGGGAAAUUUGGGGAUGCCAUAGCUAAGCAUAGAGAAGAACCGGAUUAUUUGCACAAGGUUGAUAGUUGGUGCCAAGCCCUUAGAGAAAUUUCAGAAAUGUCAGGAUUGGUUUCACAAAAGAUUAAGUCUGACUCCAAGUUAAUUGAGGAAAUUGUCAUCUAUACUUUGAAGAAACUAAAUAUUGUGUAUCCAAGUGGUGCUUAUGAUGAUGGGUUAGUUGGAAUUGAUUCACGAGUCAAGAUUGUCGAGUCAUUGUUAUGCCUUGGGUCGCCAGAUGUACGAGUUGUAGGAAUUUGGGGGAUGGGCGGUAUCGGCAAAACAACCAUUGCUAGACAAGUGUUUGAUAGAAUUUCCAUUGCUAGACAAGUGUUUGAUAGAAUUUCUGCUCAUUUUACAAGCCGAUGUUUUGUUGCAAAUGUUAAGGAAAGAUUAGAAAAGUGCACAUUGUGUGAUGUAGAAAAGGAAAUUCUUUCUGAUCUAUUAGAGGCAGAAAAUUCAAGUAAUCGUAGUACGUUGUCCCUUUUCAAUAGACGUAGGCUCUCAAGAAAAAAAGUUCUCAUAGUUCUUGAUGAUGUGGAUGAUUUAGUGCAGCAAGUAGAACUUUUAAUCGGAAAGCAUGCUGAUUAUGGUCAAGGGAGUAGAAUAAUUAUGACAAGCAGAGAUAGACAAUUGCUUGACAAGCAAGAUAGACAAUUGCUUAAGAACUGUGGUGCCACAAUAUAUGAAGUUGAGAAAUUAAAUGAAAGUGAAGCUCUCUGCCUGUUUUGCAAGCAUGCCUUAAAGCAAAAAUUUCCAAGAACAGGAUAUUUUGAGUUGUCCAAUAUGGCCAUUGAUCAUGCUCAGGGCAUUCCAUUGGCUCUCAAAGUUUUAGGUUCCAAUUUGUAUGGCAAGAGUGAAGAAGUAUGGGUAGAUGAAUUGGAACAAUUAAAAGGUGUAUUUGAUGAAAAAAUCAAGCAUAUAUUGAGAAUAAGUUAUGAUGGACUACGUGAGAAUGAAAAGGAAAUCUUUCUCGCUAUUGCAUGCAUGUUUAAAGGAGAAGAUUUUAAAAGGAGAAGAUAA
Molecule: messenger RNA, 1434 nt
Organism: Jatropha curcas
Lineage: Eukaryota; Viridiplantae; Streptophyta; Magnoliopsida; Malpighiales; Euphorbiaceae
Product: disease resistance-like protein DSC1
Biological process (GO): defense response; signal transduction
Molecular function (GO): ADP binding
Source: RefSeq, a predicted model, not a curated record